This is a messenger RNA of Serendipita indica DSM 11827, 5208 nucleotides long. The record is from the annotation of a GenBank genome assembly. NCBI's taxonomy places the organism in Eukaryota, Fungi, Basidiomycota, Agaricomycetes, Sebacinales, Serendipitaceae.
AUGUCCGCGGCCGCUGCUCUCAGCGAUCCACAGGGGUCUUUAAAGACUCUCAGAGCACCGCAGACAUCUCCAGCGACUCCCGCAGGCGGUCCCAGUGGGCCUGCGACCUUUACCACGGCUUUAUCUAUCCCCGUCGUGGGCACCAGGCCGAUUUUGCCAUCCACUACAAACUCUGGAUCGACCAACGAUGCCAUCAACACUCACGCAGCCAGCGGUGGUAGCGGGAACACGGGCGUGUACCCAAGCGGGCCUGCUCCCGCGCGCAUGGCGUCGACACGAAUGGUUUCAACGACGACGACGACUGCUCAGAGGAAUACACAUACUGCAGAUGAGAGCGCCAGAGAGCGCGACGAUGUGCCAGACCUCGGGCUUGAACCCAUCAAAGUCGCGAGCGUCCUCGAUUUGAAUUCGGUGCGCACUCAAGCUCCGCGGCCACCACAUUCCACCAGCCAGGCCGCCGCCACGCCGGCAGAUGCUAUGGACGCAGAAUUGACAAAACAGCGUCUGUUUGGACUCGAAGAUUGUCCAGAAUAUUAUCCGACUCCGGAAGAGUUUACCGAUCCCAUGGCCUAUAUUAGAAAGAUUGCGCCGACCGCUCAAAAGUAUGGCUUGUGCAAGAUUGUGCCUCCAGAAAAUUGGAAGAUGCCAUUUGUCACCAACACAGAGACCUUUCGCUUCAAGACUCGGGUGCAACGACUGAAUCAGGUCGAAGCGUCAUCGAGGGCAAAGAUUAGCUUCCUCGAGCAGCUCUAUCGCUAUCACAAGCAACACGGCCAGAUGCGCAUCAUCGUGCCGACUAUCAAUCACGCCACACUCGAUCUCUGGCUGCUGCGCAAGGAAGUCCAGAAACUCGGUGGUUUCACUACGGUCACCGCCGAGAACAGGUGGUCGGACAUUGGCAAGACGCUCGGAUACUCUGCCAUCCCCAACGUCCCAGCGGCUCUGAAACAAACGUACGAGACCCUCAUCGUGCCCUAUGAAAACUUUUUGGUUCACGUCAAGAAUUCUCCGGCGCUGACACCCAAUGGGGCCAAUAACCGCACACCUCCUACUGCGCCUCCCGACUCGCCGACUCUGUCUCGCAUCACGAGUAUGGGUUCGCGAGGUGCGCCCAUGACGAUCGUCGACCAUACCAUGGAGCGCCAAGCAAAAAUGGGCAGCGGCAUCAAUGGCGACGUCAAUAGAAAGGCACGAACGAGGGAAGAGCAAAAUGCGAUGAAUGAGGAUGUGCAGAUGGCAGACGCGCGCUCGACCGAGAAACCGCGCAGCCCCACUCCAGCUCCGACUGAAGCACAUGGCGAUUACUGCGAGAUUUGUAAGGCGAGUGAGAAACCGUCAGAGAUGCUCCUCUGUGAUGGCUGCGACGGCGGAUUUCAUAUUUUCUGUCUCGACCCUCGACUUCCGACUGUGCCCAAAGGGCAAUGGUUUUGCCACUCUUGCUUGGACGGCUCCAACAACGAGUUUGGAUUCGAUGAAGGAGAAGAGCAUACCUUGCCGACAUUCCAAGCCAGAGAUAUGGCAUUCCGAAAACUUUGGUUCGAAAGCCAUCCCCCGUCCGAAGACUCGAUGAAUGCCGAGUACGACGAAAACACGAUCCAAAUAGGAAAUGUCAAAGUCUCGGAGUACGACGUCGAGAAAGAGUUUUGGCGCCUCGUCCAAUCUUGCGAGGAUACCGUCGAAGUCGAGUACGGUGCAGACGUACACUCGACAACCCACGGAAGUGCCAUGCCUACGAUUGAAACUCAUCCACUCGAUCCCUAUUCACGCGAACCCUGGAACCUCAACAAUCUUCCGAUCAUCUCCGACUCACUUCUUCGUUUUAUCAAAAGCGAUAUCUCUGGCAUGACUGUGCCAUGGACAUACGUUGGCAUGGUCUUCUCUACUUUUUGCUGGCAUAAUGAGGAUCAUUAUACUUAUAGCGUAAACUAUAUGCAUUGGGGUGCCACCAAAACCUGGUAUGGUGUGCCAGGCAGCGACGCAGAGAAAUUCGAAGAUGCGAUACGAAGUGAAGCCCCCGAACUCUUUGAAGCUCAGCCAGAUUUGCUGUACCAGCUCGUCACCCUCAUGCGACCGGAUCGCCUCAAGGAGGCGGGUGUCAAGGUUGUCGCCUGUAAUCAACGUCCAGGUGAAUUCGUCAUCACAUUCCCAAAAGCAUACCAUGCAGGAUUCAACCACGGGUUCAAUUUCAACGAAGCGAUCAACUUUGCUCUUCCAGAGUGGCUCCCACUCAACCUCGAGAGCGUUUUGAAAUAUCAACAGUAUCACAAGGCCCCGGUCUUCUCCCACGACGAGCUACUAUGCACAAUUGCUCAGCAUUCGACGUCUAUCAAGACGGCCAUCUGGCUCAAGCCAUUCCUCACGGAUAUGCUUUGGCGAGAAACUAAGCUUCGAAACAGGGUUCGUGAAAACUACCCUGGGAUCUUCGAAGUUGUAGACGCAGUGGACGCUCAAGAAGAGGAGCAACACCAGUGUGUCGUAUGCAAGGCGUUCUGUCAUCUCUCGCGAAUGGGUUGCGAAUGCACCUCGUCUGUCGUUUGCCACUCCCACGCCUCUUUCCUUUGCGAAUGCGAUGUCUCCAAACGAGUUCUUCAGCUGCGGUACAGCGACAAAACUCUCGAAGACAUGGUCAACGAGGUCAUUGAUCGCGCAGCGCAGCCCUCUAACUGGCGACUGAAACUCGCAGAACUGUUGACCGAAUCACCUCGCCCCCUCUUCCGUUCUCUCAAGUUCCUCGCAGCUGAAGGAGACAAGAUCAAUUAUCCCCUUCCCGAGCUCACGAACCUCAAACUUUGCAUCGAAAGAGGCGAUAUUUGGCUUGCAGCGGCAGCCAAUAUGCUACGACAAAAGAAAGAGUCUCGAAGGAAGAAGCGGACGAAGAAGGAUGCGUCUCCUCCUAUCCCAGAGGAUGGCGAUGGUCGAGAGAAGACGCUUGAAGACGCAGAGGCAUUGUUGGCCGAAGUCGGCUUGCUGGGCUUUGACGCGCCGGAGAUUUCGGUCCUCGAAGCUGUGAUUGCCCAGGCGAAAGACUUUAAGCAACGUGCGGGCGCCGUCCUUGAAAAGGUUCGGGAGAAUAUGGACUGGACAGAUGUCGCGCUUCGAAGUGAGAUUCAGGCAGAGUGCCAGGAACUCCUUCGCAUUGGGUGGUCGGUCAACCUUUCGCUCGAUGAGACGGACGAGAUCAACUUGCUUGUCCGAAAACUCGAAGUCCUCGCACAAAUCGAUGCCCUCCAAGAAGACUUUUUGACAUUGUCUGAAGUCAGGCUGCAUUUGGAGCAUGCAAGACUUUGUGGAUUGACUGACGAGCAUCCGAUGCUGCAAGUCUUGCGGGAAAAGCUCGUCUUUGGCGAGGAGUGGGAGAAGAAGGCCAACGCCAUCUUCGAGUCCAAGAUCAAAAACUUGAAGGAUAUGGACGAAUUCACGGACCUCCCUGCUUCUCAUCCGAUGGACGCCUCGGUCCUGUCCAAAAUCAUGUCCUAUCGAUCCAAGGCCAAGGAGCUGGAGAAGUCGGCAAAGGCGCUCAUGUGGCCAGAAGGCAAUAAACGCACCAAGAUCGCCGAUGCACAGCGCUUGAUUGCUCGAGCCGAAAAAGACUUUAGCAUUCCAGCAGUCUCCGAGUUACACCGCGUUUUGGAGUUUGCUAUCGACCUCGAAACACGCUGUGAAGCUGUACUCAACAAGAAGCACCCUCAAUCCGAGUCCGAAUCUGUCUUUGAUGCGGUGAGGAAAUGGCGAGCGUACGCGGAUGAACACCUUACUAGCAAAUUCCAUCUCCCUCAAUACGAGAUGCUCAAGAGCCAGCUCGAUGCCCACGACAAAUGGUACAACCGUCUACCAUUCCCCAAGCCUCGACGCGAUCACGUAGAACAUCUGUACAAGGAUGUUGCCGAAUGCACCAAAACGGAGGAGGAUGCGGCGCCAAACGAAGAGUUCUGUACAUGUAUCUGCACGUUGCCUGUUCGCCCUCCACCUCCUGGAACGGUCUCCGACGCUGUUCAGUGUGACCAUUGUCAAGCCAGGUUCCAUCCACAGUGUGCGGGAGGCUCUUGCCCGUUUUGCGAUCAUCACCACUGGAACGGGUCUCUCCAUCGAGGCAGAUACUAUCAUUCCUUUGACGUAUUGGCAUGCGUCAGGCCCGUCCCAGAUCUGACGCGCAACUAUUCGCGUCUGUGGAAGCAAAUCGAGUUUAUUGCCACUCGCAUUGCUCGCUUGCAGAAUGUCAUCACCCACUUCCUCGCCUUUGCUGCGCAAAGUGGAAACCAACGACCCGAGAUCAUUCCACAGGUCCGUCACUAUAUGCGCAAGCUCUUCAAGAUCCAAGUCGCUAUUUCCCCCAGGCCCAACGUCUCGUAUGGCUUGGACCUCGCUGGCUUGCAUAGGAUCCUCGCAAGCCAAAAGAGGACCAAGAGGAGAAGGCGCGGAAAGAUGGUGUUCAAGCAGGAGAACGAAAAGGAGGCACCAGAUGGCACGCAAUGUUUCUGCCAUGGUACUCCACCCAACACAUUUGGCCCAGAGGUCGCACCGACGAUCAAAUGCACGCAUUGCCUCAAGUUGUUCCAUUCUUGGUGCGUCGAAUUCUGGGGUCCGACGCAGCCCGAGGAUUGGUAUUGUCCAAUGUGCGCUACCAAGCGAGGCAAGACGUAUCGCUCCAUUGAAGUACGCGUUCGCACGCCAGAUGACAUCGAGGCGGGUGAGAACGCCAACUAUGGUGUCUACGUAGACGUCGAGAAGACGCUAAAGCAAAAUCGCGACCUCGUUAAAGUCCAAAUGGGCCAACCGAACAAGCGCAUCAUUGUCCUCGAUCUUAUCCAAUGGUUCCCAGCAGAGGAGAAUCCACCACUUCCAGUUGUGCCAAUGAUCGGCAUGUACCCACAGUCUCAGCUUCCAACGCGCCCUAUCCUACCUCAGGUCACCUAUACGACAUCUCCACCAGAUGCAGAGCCUCCUUUCUCCUCGAAUCAGCCCGUUCCCAUUGCGGCAGGUACAACACCCAGUGGUCAGCCGCAACAACAACAACAACAACAAUCGGCCCAGCAACUCACGCCUGUGGACGAACAAUCGGCGCAACUAGGCAAGAAGCGCAAGCCUUCGAUGGAGCUCCUCCCAGGUGGAGACGAGAAGCGACGCAAAGCCGAGUCGAGUAGCAUGGCUAUCGAUGCAGAGACUAGCGCGGCCAAACCAACAGUCGCGACCGGCUCGAAUGGCGCCUGA